This is a messenger RNA of Hypoxylon trugodes, 2290 nucleotides long. RefSeq names its product ferric reductase like transmembrane component-domain-containing protein. Gene Ontology annotation, molecular function: ferric-chelate reductase activity. The coding region runs from base 95 to 2023 and encodes 642 amino acids. Gene Ontology annotation, cellular component: plasma membrane. The record is from RefSeq and is a predicted model, not a curated record. Gene Ontology annotation, biological process: iron ion transport; intracellular iron ion homeostasis; copper ion import. The transcript has a single exon. NCBI's taxonomy places the organism in Eukaryota, Fungi, Ascomycota, Sordariomycetes, Xylariales, Hypoxylaceae.
GUUUUAUCAAUCUGAUAAGAUCUUUUCCUCCCAAACCCGCUGCCAUGCACUAACUCUUUCCACUAACACCUCCCUAGCCUCGAGUCAAGGAACGAUGCCAGUCGACCAGAUUGACAGAGACUGGGCCAUCGAGGUCUUCAGGGAAAGUUUGAGAACGUCUCGCCUUUCUGUUGAAUUCGGUCAAUUCUCUACUUCAUUUAAUACUCAGUCAGCCCGGGAGAUCCCGAACGAUCCUGAUAGUCUCGAAUAUCUCCGGGAAUUCAUCGCCUACAUCCUCGACGGUCGCACUAUCAUUUUCACAUACAACAUCGCUUUACUUGUAAUACUUGUCCUUUUCUCUCUAUUCCACCUAUACGAAAGCAUAUCCGAGAAAUCCAGAUGGAGAAUAAUAGAGCAAGAUUCGACGAGCAUCGCAGCAGAAUGUACGACCGAUGAUUCCGAGAUAGUAAACGAGAAUGAAGCGGAGUCAUCUUCUAGUAGUACUUUGGAGGGAUCUCUGCCAUCAGAAAUCACGUUGAAGGCCAUCGAAGAAGAUGUCGAAAGACAACCUCUCCUAGGAAGACGGCAACGAGGGACACCCCCGGUGAGCCUAGGGGCUCGUUUGCUUCGGGGUCUUAACACUCUAUUGAUGUACCAACCUCGGCCGAUCCCGUUAAUCAAUCGGACUUUACCAUCGAAUGGAACGUCCCUCUUCGUCACGGCCUUCAUAGGCCUUAACAUAUUCUACCACCUCUACCUAAUGCCAUUCGAGACUAGAUUCUUCUUCGUCUUCGCCGACCGUGCUGGCAUAGUCUUCAUCGUCAACCUUCCGCUCCUUUACAUACUUGCCGCCAAAAACCAACCGCUGAAGCUGCUUACGGGGCGCUCAUACGAAGCUCUCAAUAUAUAUCACCGCCGCGUCGGCGAACUAAUGUGCUUUGAAGCAUUCGUUCACUUCGCCGGCAUGCUAGCAUGGCGGAUAUGGUUCGAGCCAGAAUGGCUUAAGGGCAACGGUUUUUGGGGCUACAUUACCCACCCCCUCGUAUUACUCGGCAUCGGAGCGUUUGCAUCAUACGAAAUACUAUUCUUCACAUCCCUCGGAAGUUUUCGACAGAGAUGGUACGAACUCUUCUUAGCCUCCCACGUCUUCCUACAAUUCGCCGCGCUAGCGUUUUUGUGGCUGCAUUUCUUCACAAGCCGACCGUACAUACUCGCAUGCCUGGCAAUAUUCUUCGUUGACAGGAUUGUCUGGCGUGUAUUUAUGAAAUCCGCCAAUUUUACUGCGGAUAUUUCGAUAUUAGAGGACGAUGAAACACUACUAUUGUCUACUGAUUGGGACAUACCUACGUCUAAAGGCCGAGGCUGGCUACGUCCGUUUCGACAGAGCAUCCGACAUGGUUGGCACCCAGCUGAUCAUGUAUUCAUCUCGGUUCCCGCAAUCCACCCACUACAAGCUCACCCCUUUACCAUCGCAUCCGCUGCGCCCGUGGUACAUCCUAGCCAUUCGCCAACCCAUGCUUGGCUAAGUCUACUGAUCAGAGUACAAGCUGGACUCACUGCAGAUUUACUGAAAUAUGCACGCGCCAACUCAAGAGUGACCGUCCGCCUAGAUGGACCGUACGGAUCUCGAGACCCUCUUAACAUGCUAAGGUCAUGCGACAACGCCGUCAUGAUUGCCGGUGGAUCUGGAAUCGCAGUCGUAUUCCCUCUAGCGUGGGACUUAGCUACGACUCACCGUGGAAAGAGACAAGUCCAUCUUAUCUGGGUGAUACACUCUCGAGCCCAACGAUCUUGGCUACCUGAAGAUAGAAUCACUGAGCUGCGCGAAUUCGGCGUGAAUGUCAUCAUCCCUGAACCUACGAACGAAGCCGGAAGACCGGAUAUCGCUGGACACAUUGCCGACUUGGCCACUUCCUCGGAAGGUAGAACUGGAUUCGUAGUCUCUGGACCCGACGGCCUCAACAGAAGCGCGAGGAACGCUUGCGCGGAGGUUGUCAAGAGCGGAGCUGAUAUCCAACUUCGGGUAGAGAAAUUUGGCUGGUAAGGGGCGUUCUGCUUUUUUUUCCUGUGCACUGGCGGGGCGACGGGCGUUUUAUGAUCAUGACUUAUGAGGCAGGCUUGGUAGAUUGACAAGUCUCUUGGGUGGUUACAUCAUAUCUUGAGUAGGUAUCUUUUGGAUUGUUUACCUAAGGCCUUAGAACGCUUAGAGUUUGGGCACAUACAUACACACCGGCCAUGUGAGGUUGGCUUUGACGUCUAGAUAUCGUUUCCCCUAACGUGGGAGUCUGUUAAUAAAUUUUGAUAUAACUCA